AAGAAGAAGAAGAAGAAGAAGAAGCAGCAGCAGCAGCAGCAGCAGCUUGGUGACGUCGAUUGCUCUGCGACAGAAACACCGUGCAUGUAGCAUGUAGCAGCAGUUUCAAGCGACUUUGCUGGAGCUUGCUGCUGGUUACGAGAUUAAAACGAUAAUGUGAAGUUUACUGACGACCCCGUGAGUAGUAACGUUAUUAUCUCCACAGAAAAGAGACGGCUGGAGUGUGUUAAACGUUGGCACAGUGCGCUAGAAAUGACGAUGUGACAGCCAGCCGUGUUUCGGUGGUAUUGUGGAGCAGUGCAUGUCCCGGCCGCAGGAGGUGAAGGAGGGCAGGCGGAGGGUCUGAGCUCUGUGUCGGCGGCCGUCGGUGUCCGGGAUGGAGACCUGGACCCCUAAUCCCCGAGCCAAGCCUUUCAUCCCCCGCCAACAAAGAAGCUUGUACCUCACCUGGAAAUACAAACUAACCAACAAGAGGACGAUUCGUCGGUUCUGUCAGGCUGGUGCUGUGCUGUUUCUGCUGAUAACUGUCAUAGUCAAUAUUAAACUCAUCUUGGACACUAGAAGAGUAGCUAAUGAAGAUGCAGCAGCUCAAGAAUAUGAUGACGCAAUACCCAACAUGGAGACACCGCGCAGGCCGGCUAAUGGACGCAAGGUCCUGGACAUUGAGGUGUACUCCAGCCGCUCUAAGGUCUACGUGGCAGUGGACGGCACUACUGUGUUGGAGGAUGAUAUGCGGGAGCAGGGCAGAGGCAUCCAUGUGAUAGUUCUCAACCAGGCAACUGGUCAUGUGAUGGCCAAGAGGAUAUUUGACACCUACUCGCCCCAUGAGGAUGAAGCCAUGAUCCUCUUCCUCAACAUGGUGACCCGGGGUCGAGUCCUCAUCUUCACCAUAAAGGAUGAGGGCACGUUCCACCUGAAGGAUGCUGCUAAGAACCUGCUGAAGAGUCUGGGCAGCCAGGUGUCCCUCAACCUCAGCUGGAGGGACAUGUGGACUCUGGUGGUGAAGAAAGGAGGUCAGGUGUAUGGAGAGAAGCACUCAAAGUCUCCAGCUCUGUCCACCUGGGGAGACCCGGUGCUGCUCAAGACUGAGGUGCAGCUCACCGCCUCUGAAGAGGCAGAGUGCCACUGGGCAGACACCGAGCUGAACCGGAGGAGGAAGAUCUUCUGCAGCAAAGUAGAAGGAUACGGCAGCAUCUGUAGCUGCAAAGACCCGGCGCCCAUCGAGUUCAGCCCUGACCCUCUGCCCAACAGUAACGUCUUCAAUGUCCCAGUGGCCGUCAUAGCAGGGAACAGACCCAACUAUCUCUACAGGAUGCUGAGGUCACUCCUUUCAGCUCACGGCGUCAGCCCGCAGAUGAUCACAGUCUUCAUCGAUGGAUAUUAUGAGGAGCCUAUGGAUGUCGUAGAGCUGUUUGGACUGAAGGGAGUCCAGCACACACCCAUCAGCAUCAAGAAUGCCAGAGUGUCCCAGCACUACAAAGCGAGUCUGACUGCAACCUUCAACCUUCACCCAGAUGCCAACUUUGCCAUCGUCCUAGAAGAAGACCUGGAUAUCUCCAUCGACUUCUUCAGUUUUCUGAGUCAGACCAUCCACCUGUUGGAUGAGGAUGACAGUCUGUACUGUAUCUCAGCCUGGAACGACCAGGGCUAUGAGCACACAGCGGAGGACCCAGCCCUGCUGUACAGAGUGGAGAGUAUGCCAGGCCUGGGCUGGGUGCUGAAGAAGAGCCUCUACAAGGACGAACUGGAGCCAAAGUGGCCGACACCUGAGAAGCUGUGGGACUGGGACAUGUGGAUGCGAAUGCCGGAGCAGAGGAAAGGCAGAGAGUGCAUCAUCCCCGACGUGUCCCGGUCUUACCACUUUGGCAUCAUCGGCCUCAACAUGAACGGCUAUUUCCAUGAGGUAUAUUUCAAGAAACACAAGUUCAACACUGUUCCCAAUGUGCAGCUGAAGAGCGUCAACAGCUUAAAGAAAGAUGCUUAUGAAGUGGAGAUCCAAAACCUGCUGAAGGACGCAGAGGUGCUGGACCACACUAAGAACCCGUGUGAGGACUCGUUCCUGCCUGACUCUGAGGGGAAGACCUACGUCAUGUUCAUUAAGAUGGAGACAGAGAUGGACACAACCACCUGGACAGAGCUCGCCAAGUGCCUCCAUGUUUGGGACCUGGAUGUUCGGGGAUACCACAGAGGCCUGUGGCGGCUCUUCAGAAAGAGGAAUCAUGUCCUGGUGGUGGCCGUGCCAAUCUCCCCAUACUCUGUGAAGAAACCAGCCAGUGUCACUCCCAUUCACUUAGAGCCUCCGCCCAAAGAAGAGGGAGCACCGGUGGAGCAGAUGUAGACCUGAUGUUACACACACACACACACACACACACACACACACACACACACACACACACACACACACACACACUCACACUCACACUCUUCAACGAGCCCAGGCCUUAACUCCUCUUCUCCUCUCCCCACCAACAACCACUAAUAAUCCAGCCUGGGACCCGCAACUACAAAACUGACUUUUCCUAGCUGUUGAACUUGUUUAUGAGAGGAUACCUGGGAAAUGGAGUCCUAAUUUUUUUUCACUUUUGCUUUUUUAUUUUUUAUUUUUUUAACGAAAGAGGGAUUAACACUACAAACUGCACUGCUAAAUCCCUGCAACAGCUUGAGGAGGAACGGUGAUGCUAAAAAACAAGAUUGUACAACCAAAACGGUAUAUGACUGUCAACAGUUGUCUUUUUCAUCUGUUUCGUGACAACUGUGGGUUUUCUGUUCAGUUUAAAUUGAAGCUGUGACUCUUCAGCAGGAACGGUACGAAUGACACAAACACACACUCACCGGAAUUUUGCCAGUUUUCCUCUUAGUUUGUUGUGUUUUUUAACUACUGAGUGCUUUGACCAUUUUGUACAUACGUUUUAACUUAUCUCUAUUUAUUUUACAUCUAUCAAUCAAAAAGGAGUUUAAUGGUUUGUUUGCAUUUUUCACUUUUAUCAAGAUAAAUGCAUUUUUUAAGAGCCUAACGUUUACAGAUAAUGAAAUAAUGUAUAUACAUGCAUAUAUAUUUUUUGAUGACAAGUUUAAAGGGUCAGCAUAUUUUUCAGCAUCAGAUAUUGAGUUUAAGUAAGAGUUGAUAAUAGCCCUGUGGGUUUUUACUACUAUUGACUGCUUGGGUCAGUUGCCUCAGAUCGGGUUUCAUGAGGGAAAACUGAAUGGGGGCUGGAAGAGACACAAUGAGAAAAUAUUCACAGAUUUAGCAACAUACACUCCAAUUAGAAACAGUACAACUGUGUACUCUGAUCACUGAUGAGUGCAAACAUAAAAAAGACUUCCUGUUUAUUUUUUAUUUUUUGAUUAUAUUGCUGAUAGUUCCUGAUUUAAAUUUUAAAAAUCCAGUUUUUAGCUAGAUAUAGGUAAAGUCCUUGCACAGCUACUUUUGACAGCAUACACAAAACAGAAAUUUGGCUCCUUUUUGUUAAAUGAGAAAAAAUGGGUUUUGUUGUUUGAAUUCCUAAAGUUAGGUACAAGGAAAAGUAUUGUUUAGGGGUCGGUAUUGAAAGUGUGUCAUCAGCACCAGCAUUGAAAAAUUUCAAACAAUGCCCAGCCCUAACAUUUACAGUACAAAAUAAAAGUGGAAAAUUAUAAGAAAUCAGUUUAGAAUUUUAGUUCCCAGAUUAAAUUUUAGUUGCAUUUUCUUGCUUCAGUAUUUUCUUUUUGUUUUAGAAAUGCUGCUUUUAUUCUUUGAAAAAGAAGAAACAUACCUGUCGGUCUUGCAAGGCACUGCUCCUUUCAUUGUGCCGUGUGCUCACUGCAGUGUUGUAUUUGCUGCAUGUUCCUAAAUGUAGCGUGUGUGUUAAAUCUGUGAAAAAUGUGCUUUUCUCUCAACCACCAUAGCAGCUGGAGGCUCCAACAUUAGAACAGAAAGUAGCGACAUUAGCCAGGUUAUACACUCGUUAGAUGGGCAUAAUACAGAAAGCCCAUCUGGGUAUUUCCAGGCUGCAGGUAAUUGUCAGAUUACUUGAAAUCUUAAGGAGCCGCGUCGCAGAAGUCACAGACAGAUAUUCAAAGGGUCCUCAUGCAUUUUAUGACCUAAAACAAUUGCUGUCAUUGACCAGAAAAUAGCAGCAGCGUUAACUCGUCUUUGUUACAGCUAACGAUGUGAGGAAGGUAUUUGUUUUGUUCUUUUGCCUUACUGUUUAGUUGUGUCCUUCAUCUGUGGCAGAAAUGUUGGGACAGUUGUUCUGAAAUAUCACUGGCCAGUUGUCAACAACACAGUCGAUACUCCAAAAUCCGUAAUAAAAACACUAAGCAGUUUAUAUAUGCUUAAUAAACAGUUUAUAACACUGUAAUGUAGCUAUAAGCAAACUUAAGGACAUUUUAAAGUGUUUAUUAAUGUAUGUCAACAAUUAUAAUCCCUCUUAUGAAGCAUCUAUAAUGGUGUAUAAACAGAUAAUGAAUGCUUGAGAACACAGUUAUAACAUAGCUGUAAGCGCCAAUUCAUAACAGAAGUUAUCUUAUUGCACUCACUACAAUCCCAGAAGGAUGUAUAAUUCCACAGAUGAACAGAUUCACACUAUGUGUUGUAAACCAUUUAUUAACUGUUUAUACACAAGAACAAAUCAUGGCAGGUUUAUAAAUGUUAGUGCAGGAGCUGCCAAUGACUCAGGUGUUAGAAAUAAAAAGAACUAAAAGAAACAUGUAGUGGGGAUCAGUGCUAACGUUAGCAAGCUAGGCUAACUAGCUUCCACCUUCUCUUAGCCUAGCUUGCUAGCUUCCACUUUACUAGUAGAAAACAAAAUUAACAGCAUGGUGGUCUUCCUGACUGAUAAAUGUUGUAAAGUGGACAGACCUCUUAAAUCGCUAACUGUACAUGUGGGCUCUGAGAGUUUCCACCUGUAGCGCACAGCCGAAGUUGACAACUUGCUGCAGUAUCAUUGUAUUUUAAUAUUUUUCUCUACAUGAAAAGUGAGAAUUAAAAUUUCAGUUUGACAUUCGAUAUCUGUUUAUACACCAGUUACAGAUGGUUCAUUGAGAAGUUAUUUAUUGACAAAUGCAUUGUUAUCCAUCCAAUGACCAGCUCAGCUGUGUUCUGACCAUUUCAAGUAAAAGAAGAGUGUUUCUAUGUGAGGAGGAGACUCCUCAUCAUCACCUACUUCCCCCUGGCUUUUAAGUGAUGUCCAGCUGACGUAACACUGUACUGACUAAAUGAAUGAGCGUGUGACUCACGUUUCAAUGCAGCUCGAUCAGUAUUUGCAGAGUGGUUUGAUUUUAAUGUGUGUGUAUCUGUGUGUUCAGAAAACUACAUAGGCUAUUUACUAUCUGCAGUCAGAUAAUCCUGUCAGACAGAACCACUGCAGUAUUACAGCCCGUGUUGUGACUGAAUUAAUGUCCAUUUGUUUCCUGGAAUCUGACCACUGUUUAAGCUACUUUUUCAUUUCACUCUAGUUUUUGUACGUGUGCUUCUCUCUGUUGAAUCCAGAGGGUAAAUAGAUCAUUGUCUCCUCAACGAUACAGCAGAUUUUGUUAAAUGCUGUGAGAUAAUUUGGAAAAUACUGGAAGGUACGUUGUAUGUGUGAUGAAGAUCUGUGGACAUACUGUAAGUUUCUGACAGAGUUUGACAUGUAUGAGUUCCUUUAUCUUUUGUCAUGGAAAUGAAUAAAGAUGGGGUUUUUUACUGAGAAA
Molecule: messenger RNA, 5673 nt
Organism: Siniperca chuatsi (mandarin fish)
Lineage: Eukaryota; Metazoa; Chordata; Actinopteri; Centrarchiformes; Sinipercidae
Gene: pomgnt1
Product: protein O-linked mannose N-acetylglucosaminyltransferase 1 (beta 1,2-)
Exons: 22
Coding region: 377-2338 (653 amino acids)
Biological process (GO): protein O-linked glycosylation via N-acetylgalactosamine
Cellular component (GO): Golgi membrane
Molecular function (GO): beta-1,3-galactosyl-O-glycosyl-glycoprotein beta-1,3-N-acetylglucosaminyltransferase activity
Source: RefSeq, a predicted model, not a curated record